Molecule: messenger RNA, 927 nt
Organism: Microtus oregoni (creeping vole)
Lineage: Eukaryota; Metazoa; Chordata; Mammalia; Rodentia; Cricetidae
Product: vomeronasal type-1 receptor 4-like
Exons: 1
Coding region: 10-927 (305 amino acids)
Biological process (GO): G protein-coupled receptor signaling pathway
Cellular component (GO): membrane
Molecular function (GO): pheromone receptor activity
Source: RefSeq, a predicted model, not a curated record
AGUCACAGAAUGAAUUUAUGGAAUCUGGCAAUCAUAAUCAUUAUCUUUUCACAAACUGCAACUGGAAUUCUGGGAAAUUUCUUUCUAAUUUUCCACUAUCUAGUCCUUUACUUCAGAGAAUACACAUUAAAGCCCACAGAUUUGAUUCUGAUGAAUAUAAUGGCAGCCAAUGUCUUGAUUAUUCUCUCUACAGGAGUGCCCCAAACUAUGGCAGUUUGGGGAUUUAAGCAAUUUUUGAAUGAUUUUGGAUGCAAGCUCCUAUUUUACAUUCAGGGAUGUGGUAGGAGUGUGUCCAUUGGUACCACUUGCCUACUAAGUGUCUUUCAGGCUUUGACCAUUUUCCCCAGGAAAUCCUGCUGGAAGAAUCAUAAAGUCAAAGUUGAGAAGUACAUCAUCUGCCUCAUUUCCCUCAUCUGGAUUCUGAACAUAUUCAUAAAUUUCAUCUAUUUUUCAUACAUAAUUUUCAACAGGAACAGCAAAAAUAUGUCACAAACACGAGAUUUUGGAUACUGCUCAACUGUAAGGGGGGAUGAAAUUGGUGAUUCACUCUAUGCAGCAUUGGUGGUUUGCCCUGAAGUCUUUCUUUCUGUGCUCAUGGCCUGGUCCAGUGGUGCCAUGAUUAUCAUUCUCUACAAACACAAGCAGAGGGUUCAACACAUCCGCAGCUCUCACGGUUCCAGUAGAAACUCCCCUGAGUUCAGAGUCACCCAGAACAUUCUGAUCCUUUUGUCUAACUUUUUGGCUUUUUACACUGUCUCUUCCAUGGUAAGAGGCUCCAUUGCUCUUUUAAAUAGUCACAACUGGUGGCUGGUGAAUAUUAGUACCCUGACUUCUCUGUGUUUUCCAUCUUUUGGACCAUUUGUUCUCAUGAAUCAUUCUAUUUUGUCCAGGCACUGUUUUGUCCUGAUAAGAAAUAAAAAUCAUUGA